Molecule: messenger RNA, 1240 nt
Organism: Phialemonium atrogriseum
Lineage: Eukaryota; Fungi; Ascomycota; Sordariomycetes; Cephalothecales; Cephalothecaceae
Product: putative srp receptor beta subunit protein
Exons: 1
Coding region: 209-1144 (311 amino acids)
Source: RefSeq, a predicted model, not a curated record
GCCGAGUGGCACCAUGAUGGAGCCAUUGAACUAGGUUUCGGAGGCGGGAUCUGAAGUGUCCAGAUCAGCUCAUACUUCCAAUCCCGAUGCCCAACGCGACUAUUUAAACAGUAAAUUUCAUUUCCGCCAUUGCACCCACCUCCUUUCACGCAUCGGCACUACAACGAGCAUCGCCGCAGGAGGACGAGGCGACCAACCAACGGCCAAGAUGGACAAGCUCAAAUCCGCCCUCGAGGCAAUGUUCACGCCCUCACCCGCCGUCUUCGCCAUCGGCGUCGCGGUGAUCAUCCUAUUCCCCGUCCUGCUCCACUACAUCCUCGGCCGCGCAACGGGAUACACCUCCCUCCCCUCCGUCCUGCUAGUCGGCCCCUCAGGCGCAGGCAAGACAGCGCUCCUCACCCUCUUCGAGCGCGGGCCCCUCCCACAGACGACCAAGUCGCCAUCCACCCCCGCGGCAGCGCCCACGCACACCUCCCAAACCCCCUCAGCCGUCGAGCUCGCCGUCUCCGAGGACCGCACCUCCUCCUUCCGCGACGACCUCGACGCAACCGGCAGCGCAGCCAAGAAGUUCCUCCUCCUCGACACCCCAGGCCACGGCAAGCUACGCCAGCACGCCCUCUCGCGCCUCUCAUCCUCCUCGUCCGACCUCUCCAAGUCCGGCUCCUCCCCGGCCCCCGGCAAGCCGCCCCGCGCCGUCGUCUUCGUCGUCGACGCCGCCGACGCCGACGGCCUGACCGGCGCGGCAGAGUACCUGUACGAGGUCCUGCUCUCGCUGCAGCGGCGCGCCGCCGCGGCGCGGACGAGCCGGGGCCCGGGGUCCGUGCCGGUCCUGGUCGCCGCCAACAAGCUGGACCUGUUCACGGCGCUGCCGGCCGCGCUGGUGCGCAGCGGGCUCGAGUCUGAGCUGGGUCGUCUGCGGAGCACGAGGAGCAGGGCGUUGCCGGACUCUGGGGUCGGUGCUGAUGAGGUUGAUGGGGGUGGGCCGGAGGAGGCGGAUGGGUGGCUUGGGGAGUAUGGGAGUGAGAAGUUUAGCUUUGGGCAGAUGAUGGAGUUUGGUGUCGAGGUUGAUGUCAUCGGCGGCAAUGUUGUUGGCGAGGGGCCUGGGGUGGAUAAGUGGUGGAAGUGGAUUGCGGACAGGAUCUGACCUGGGGGAGAAGGAUAGGUAGUUUGGGGGAGUGGACUUGCCGACGACACAAUUACUACGUGUGCAGGUCAAUAAUAAUACAAGAGCACUAGACGA